GAGGACACCACAUAACCCGCCCCGCAGCGUCUCAGCCACAGGCCUAACAAGUUGGCUCCCGCCUCCGCCGGUCAUCGCAUUGGAAGGCUACCCCUGGCUCUCCCACCGCCCCAGUAAGAGACUGAAGCUCGGAGUUCCAGGGCCCGAGACAGAAGGGGGAGCGGAGCUCAUCAGCGGACACUCCACAUCCUAGGAUUUGAAGGAAAGGCAGUCCACCCCGGAGGACUCUCUUACAAAAAAAAUGAGAAUGCGAACUCAUCCUCCCUAUCCAGUUAUCUUUGCAGUUUACAUUCUACACACUGCGUCCUUGUAAACACAAAUAUCCGGAGCAGCUGGCAACUCCUUUCAGUCAAGUAGAGUACAGAACUAAGGUCUGGAGACCUAGGCGGAGAAAUAACCCAUAACCCCAAGGGUUGCCAGCGCACUCCCUAGAGCUGAAUGUGCAGUCCUAAGAGGGCGGAGAUAACCAAAAGAGAGGCGGGCCCUAACAGCCACCGCCCUGGCAAGCCUCCGGAAGGCGGAGCGUGAGGCACAAGGUACUCACGAUCUCCCGGGUGGAUCUGUAGGCAUCCUCAGAACUGAGAAAGGAGAGAAAAGGACCAAAACAGGCCACAGCAUAAAUUAACCUUGGGAACAUGCCACACUCAGAGAAAGGAUAAAACUUCCGUAGUUGGGGACAUAACGGCUGUUCACCUUCUCCUUAGCCAGGAGUGUUAAUGGUCCCUGUGCCCUCUCUGUGUAGGUAACAGUGCCUCGAACGCACAGUGAGACAAAGUGCUUUCAAUUCCUAGUUUGCUUUUAUUUAUUCACCAAAUAGGGCGUGGGCCUGACGCUGACCUUACUUUGUGGGGCGCUCUCUCGGCGCCAGGAGGGGACGGGAUUACGUUGUUACCGCUCUCCCGAAGAAGUAGAAUCCUCCUCCUGGAGAGCUAAGACCCCAAGGGACAGGCCCAGGGAACCCACUCCUAGGUCCAACUCUGUCCUCCCUCUGCAAUCCAGCGGAAACGGCCAGGAAAGAGCUCUGGCAGCAGGUGGGCCUCACUCCAACGAUGGCUUCGAGCCGCGAAACCACAGCAGCGAAUUGCGAACUCCAAGGGUAGCCGACAGGUGGGAGCAGCCUCGCCAGUAGCGAAACCUUGCCCCAGGACAGAGGUCUAAAAGUAAGUCAGACCAACAAAGCGACCCCCGGGCCAAACUGCUCCCAGGUUAGGAGGAAGCGGCACUCCAGCAGAACUGACCCAAGGCUACUUUUAACUUUGCGCUGCCUUCCACCACUAGACUGAGUGGCACAGGGCAUUCCCACCAUGGUAUCAAGAACUACUCAGAACCCAAGCCAGCAUUAGGCUGCCCACCACUUCCCGUGAACACAGGGUACCACCUGCGCUGGAUCUUGCCUAAGGGCCCGAGGGCAGGGCACUAGGUUGGCAGAGUCUCGGAUACAGCCAACUAAGGACAGCUGCUACCAUGCCUAGGGAAGAACAAACACUUCCAGCGUCUGCAGAGUUCUCGAGCUUAAGCUCAGGGAAGUCAAAGGGCGCGGAAAUAGCCAAGCGACAGGGUUAGAACUUUAGUACUUGGCCCCGGCCCCGAAGGGCAGAUCUCAUUUGCCCUGCAGAACCUACGAAGCUUUGCUCCCGAAAUCCACUCCGCACUGUAAUCCCCUGGCUUCACCCCGAAGGCUACCAGGUCUCCAGCCUCGGUGGAACCUUUGUGUGGCUUCUCGGCUCUCCCCGCCCCCCUCGCCAAGGGCGCCGAGCCUAGGACUUCCGGGCGGGAGGGCAGUUCGAAGGAGCUAGGCGGGCCUCACACAUGUGCGGAGCGCGCUCAAGAGCGAAGGAGGGAGGCGGGGAACAAGGCUGGACUUCCCCCUCCGAGCUCUCUCCGCCGGAGGAGGCCGGGCUACCAGUCCCACCAAUCCGAGGCGGGGGCGGGACCUUGCGCCUCGCGUCAGCCGCAAGAACCCUCCCUCCUCCCUCCGCGGAAAAAAAAAUCCUAGCAACUUAAACUCCAGCCCGGCCUCCCGAUAGGCGGAGCUCGGGAGAAUGUCAUCCAAUCCACAUCCGAAAAGGGGAAAAAAAGGGAGUCUCGUCCAGCCAGUGGAAGACAAGAGAAGGCGGGGCCUCCGGGCGAGCCCGAGGUGGGUGGGAGAGAGGAAACGGGCCCGCCCCUCAGCUCCCCUCCAGGCGGGUUGCACAAGCCGCCAGCGGAGUAGAUAGUAAACAGUCUGGGCCGAGGAGUGCAGGCAGGUGCCGCCCGGCGCUCGGUGGACUGGGCCCCUGCGCCGCCUCUCCCGGCGUCGCCCCGCCCGGCCGGGACGGUUCCCGCCGGCGCCCCGCCUACCCGCCCGCCAUCCCGGCUGACAGGCGCGCCCCUCGCGCCCCUCCCCGCCCGCUGAUGCAUUUCCUUUUCCCGAUUCCGAGCGUGGAGACUGUUUUCCCAGUUUCCGACCUUCACUGCCCCUUUCAGGCCACCCCCUCGUGGGCGCGCACACGCCCGCGCCCUCGCCCCCGCCCCAUCCGCGCCGAGCGGUCCGCAGCGGCAUCUCGCAGGAAGGGGGAGCCCGGCGGCGGCACGGCCGGGGGAGGGGAAGAGAGCAGCAGUCGCCGCCGCCGCCUUGGGGUGGGCGGGGAAGCAGGCAGCUCCAUGUUUGCAAGGGGAUCAGCCGGGACCGCGGGGCGAAGCCGCCGAGUUCCUGGGGGUUUUCCGUACCACCGGUGCGAGCUCGUUGCCGGCUCGUGGCCUGCCGGGUGCCGGCACCAAAUGCCGACUCGACCGCCAAGGCCAGGGAGUUUGGAAACCCGGCAGCUCGCGGGGCUAGCGGCGAGACGCAGGGGAUCUUUCCGGUGGCCUCUCCCGCCCCCGGCCGCCCCUCCCGCAAGUCCAGUGUUGCCCCCGCCCCCAGAGUCCAUAACAACCGCGGGCCUACAGUGCCCGCGCCUCUCCGGAGCGCGCCCACCGCCCCCUCCAAGUUUGCAGGCAGAAACAAAACCCUCGAGGCGGCUGCCGCCCUUGUCCAGCGUGGGUAGCCAGGAAAGCCGCGGGCCCCGGCUCGCUCGCUAACUCCAGCUCUCGAGCAACUCCGGGCUCCGCGAGCUCAGUGGGCCCCGCCGACCAUGCUCGAGCCGCCGCCCCCUGCCGAGCCCGCACGCCGCAGCUCUGGCCCGGUUCUAGUCGGUGUGCGGAAUCUCCCUUUUCUUUCUAAUAUUUUUCUUUUUUAAAAAACGGCACAACAGGAACUGGGGGUCUCCUGCCCGCCCCUUCUCCAGUCCGCCGCCAAAACCUACCGAAACGGACUGCUCGGUGAGAUAAACUAGGCAACACGGCCGGCGCAGGGACGACCCCAGGCCGGGCCCACCCCCUCCCCACGGCUCCGGCCCGGCUGGGAAACACACACACUGGCGAGCGGGCGGCGCCAAGAGCUCUCCUUCCUGGCCUGUCCCUCGCCUACCUCGGCCGCGGAACUCCGAGCCUCCCCUCAGCUCGGUCCCAGGGCCCACGGGGCCCACACCACGUCGGGCCGGCCAGACCGAGCGGCCGGCGGACUAACCCCCCAAACGCCUGAGAUUGGGGGGACCAAAUUAAAAGCAGCUGUUUAACAUACCUUCCGAGCCAGGCGAGGAGUCCUGAAUGGGGGGAACGCCCCCCAUGGGCUAUUGGCUCCCCGGCGCUCACGUCAGUCACCCUGGGCCCGCCUCCGCCCUUCGCCCCGCCUCUUCCCCUUCAUUGAACGCCCCCUCCUUCCAAAAAAUAUAAAUAAAUUAAUUGAACUAAACGCGAGUGGGAGACGCAUCCGUGGUAGAGGCCCUUAUAGCUCCCUCUCCGCCGACUCAAGUUUCUUGAGGUCCUCGGACUGGAGGGAGGCCUUCUGGGACUCGGAGAUCCGCUGGGUGGACGCGGAGGAGGAGCCAGCGGGGCUACCCGGCCCCAACUUCCUUCACACACACAACCCAUUUGGAACUAGGUAGAAGAGGAAGGUAGGAGCACCCUGGCCACUGGCUGGAGUGGGCAGACCCCUCUGGCUGUGUGACCUAACCGUGUUCGGUCCGCUCUGUUAGGCGCCUAAAAAUGAGUGAUGCAAACGGGAAGCUCUGCGUCCGCGGGCAACAGGCACUUGUCUGAGCACCUACUGUGGGUGAGGCAGACAUUCAUACCGUACCUGCUGCUGGGUGCAAAUACAGACUGGAUGACAUGCUUACUCUACUCCUCCAAGGGCUCCAGAUUCAGCCGAGGAGAUUCUACGUAAAGAACUAAGUCAAGGCAGGAAUGUGUAUGAAAAUAGGAGUUUGUAUGUAAAUAGGAGCUCAGAGAAGAGAGAUUCCUUCUCGCUGAAGGAAAAUUGGGAAAGGUUUCAUGGAGGAGGUGGCAUUCAAGUUGGGUCUUAAAGAUUUCAUCCAGCAGAAGUGGAGUGGCAGGUCAUUUUCAGCAAAGGACACAAAGGGGUAAAUGCAAAAACACCUUCAUAUGUGACUGUAGUAAUUUUAAAAAGUGGGGGUGGGGAGAUGGAACAAACAGUUUAAGACUUUUAAUUGGGUAAAAUUCUUGGAUGUGCACAGCAGAAUGUGCAGGCAGCACGGUCACGAGGCCCACAGGCCCAGAACUAUAGUGUAAGAUGUUUGGCACCCUGGCAGAAAGAUGGGUUCUGACGAUGCACUGAGAGAGAAGUGUCUAUAGGCAGCAAGGGGAGGCCCAGAGGCUGUUGUAUUACUGUAUUUGGAGACUACAGAAGUGUCUCUUGUGGAAGGAAUAGCCGAGGGAAGAGAAGGCUUACUUUCUCUAUCAAAGCCACCCAAUCCCAAAGCUUUCCCCACCUUCAGCAGCCCUCAAGUCAAAGCUUUGACUCAGAUCCUUCCUUGCAUCAUUUGCUUUAUUUAUCAUAACUUUCAACCAAAAGGAGUUUCUAGGGACAGAAGCUACCCCACAUGUCUGUAUUGCAGAGAGCUGAGCCUAGAGCCAGGGCACACAAUGUGGGGAAAAAAAAAAAAACCAAACCUGUUUGUUGAGGCAUUGAGGAAA
This is a messenger RNA of Chlorocebus sabaeus (green monkey), 5013 nucleotides long. The record is from RefSeq and is a predicted model, not a curated record. NCBI's taxonomy places the organism in Eukaryota, Metazoa, Chordata, Mammalia, Primates, Cercopithecidae.